AUGCCGUUUAGUAAAUGGAUUGAUUUAAGUCAAUCAAAUUGGAGUAAAGAAAUUCAAGAUAUUUUUGAAGAAUUAAAAACUAAUGAACAAGAAAUUCAUGAUCGUGAACAAGCAAUACUUCAAUUAAUCAUACAACAUGAUCAUCAACAUAUGAGAUUAGAACAAUGGGAACAUGAAUUAAAAUUAUUAAUCAUGUCAACUAAUAAUCAAGAAUGUCUUUAUUAA
Messenger RNA from Rotaria sp. Silwood1, 225 nucleotides. Lineage: Eukaryota; Metazoa; Rotifera; Eurotatoria; Philodinida; Philodinidae. The record is from the annotation of a GenBank genome assembly.